Lathyrus sativus (Indian pea) is the source of this 213-nucleotide messenger RNA. The record is from the annotation of a GenBank genome assembly. NCBI's taxonomy places the organism in Eukaryota, Viridiplantae, Streptophyta, Magnoliopsida, Fabales, Fabaceae.
AUGCUUUCCGUCUUCAUUCCAAAUGUCUGCUCCUUUAAGCAAUGUGGAUUAAUGCGGUUGUGCCUUGCUCAUUAUUGGAAACUUUCUGUCGUAUUGUUUGAUCAAAAGGUUGAACCUUAUCAACCUCUGGACAUGGUGUCAAAGUUAAGCGGUCAAAGGAGAAGGAACCUGAAGGUUGAAUUUGCAGGUUUUAAAUGGGAAAUGAGAAGCUAA